This is a messenger RNA of Urocitellus parryii (Arctic ground squirrel), 909 nucleotides long. It is a transcript of the gene Cfap161, whose product is annotated as cilia and flagella associated protein 161. The record is from RefSeq and is a predicted model, not a curated record. Gene Ontology annotation, biological process: cilium assembly. Lineage: Eukaryota; Metazoa; Chordata; Mammalia; Rodentia; Sciuridae. Gene Ontology annotation, cellular component: motile cilium.
AUGGCGCAGAAUCUGUACUGUCCACGAGUGCGGAUGGGAAACUGGAACGAGGACAUCUACCUGGAGGAGGAGUACAUGAAAGACUUUUUAGACAAGAGAGAGAAGGGGAAACUUCUCAUUCAGAGAAACAGAAGACUGAAAAAGAAUCUUUUGAGACCGAUGCAGCUUUCCAUAUCUGAAGAUGGAUAUAUUCAUUUUGGAGACAAAGUGAUGCUUUUAAAUCCCAACUAUCCUGAGAAGGAAGAAGCUGGUUUGUUUCAGUGUGGGGACCUGAGCCUUUGCAUGACUCCAGAUGAAAUUUCAACUCACUUGUAYGAUGAAUUAGAGGUGCCCUGUGGCCUGAGUGCAACUACAACCAGGAUCCCAAUUGGCAGAAACACUUUUACCAUUUUGAGUGCAGGCAAAGAUGCCACUGGUCAAGUCCUUAGAUAUGGACAGGACUUUUACCUUGGAAUAACAGGAGGAUUUGAAAACAAAAUGUUAUAUUUAUCCAGUGACCACAGGACCCUUCUGAAAUCAUCUAAGAAAUCUUGGCUCCAGGAGGUAUACCUGACAGAUGAGGUCUCCCACCUGAACUGCUGGCAGGCUUCUUUCCUCGAUCCACAGCUGCGCCUGGAGUUUGAAGGCUUCCCCAUCCAGGCAAAUGAAAAAAUCGUCAUCUAUCACCAUUACACGAAUCGGGCACUGGCAGUCCACCGCCAUCUUUUCUUAAGGACCUAUUUUGGAAAAGAAGUUGAAGUUGCAGCUCACACCCAUCUGGAUUCACACAAGGUUGAAAAACCAAAGAACCAUUGGAUUUUGGUUACUGGGAAUCCCAGGAAUGACUUUUCCACCAUGCUGGACCUGCCCAAACCACCAGCAAAGGACACCCAAGCCAUGGAGCAGGCCAUGGACCUUGACACCCAGUGA